UGCAGCGUAAUCGCAUUUGAAGCUUGUCGUUGUAUUAAAGGCAAUCAUUUUCCUUCAAGAAUGUUUGCUUCCUUAAUUGUGAUCAUUCUGGGCUUAUGCCACUGUAUCAAGGACAGCAAUCAGACAUUUCAGGGAUUUCCACAACUGUCUGGCCCAUUUGAGGCUUUGGAGUCAGACACUGUAAAAUAUAAAUGUAAACCACCAGCACUCCUGACGAAUGAAUCUAUUCUCUUACAGUUAGUCCAGAGAGAUCAGAUUUUGGAUGAAAAGACUUCCGUGUCUGGUGAGACUGGAAACUUUACCCUAAAAGUCAAACCUUCCCAUGAGGGCUACCUGAAGUGUGUGGCCAGGGUACGAAAUGACUCUAACAUAGAGCACUCUGUCAGCAGCGCACAAUACCUGAAGGUUUUUGUGCCAGUGACAAAUGCAACAAUUCUCAUCUUACCAGAUGCAACAGAGGUGUUUGAAGGGGCAAUGACGAAUCUGCUUUGUUCACAUAAUGAUGCAACUAAUGUCUCCUACAAGUGGUACCUGAAUGGUCAGCUCAUACCCAUGUCUCCUUCAGCUAAAGAGCUCUCACGGCAGAGCACCACGUCUAAAGACAACGGCUCCUAUGUGUGUGUGGCUACGAACCGCUUCAACAAAAAAGAAUACAGGACUAACAGCUCUGAAGUUAUAAUCAGAAUCAAAGUCCGGGUGUCAAAACCUGACAUUUACUUCACCGUAAUAAAGGAGGAUGCCCACAACUAUUCUGCCAUGGUCACCUGUCAAUCAACAUAUGGGACGCCAUACAUCACCUUUUCACUCUACAAUGAAGAAAAAUUGUUUGCCAAUAAGACAGGUGAAGACAGAAAUGUCACAUUCAAGGUUUCAGUGAUCUUGGGCCGGAACAUGGGAUGGUUCCACUGCCAGGCAAGCAAUGGAGACCGGAUUGUACACAGUGAAUCCUUGGCCUUACGAGUCGUCCCGGUCAGUGGGCACGUGACGGUUCGUUUUGAUUCUCACCUUGGAAAGAACUAUGCUGUGGACAGUGUGACAUUGUUCUGUGAGGCAGAAAAUGGAACUCAUCCACGGUAUCAGUGGUUCCUCAACAACACCCUUCUAGACAACAAAGGAAGGUUCUACUCUGUAGAAAACCAGCCUCCAGAACAAUCUCUCCUCCUGCUGUCUGUGGGAAGGAGCAGCGUGGGGACAUACCACUGUAACGUGUCAGACAGCUUUGACAACACCACUGCCAUAGGCAGCAAGAAGCUAUAUUUGGAUGAAAAAGUGUGGAACCGUCUUCCUGACGCAUUGGUGGCAACUGUCUUUGCAUGUUUCACAGUCCUGAUUCUUCUCGUCUCCAUUUGUUGUUGGGUUGGAGUGCUGUUCAGGCGAAGGCGAUACGGAAAGACGUCCCUGAUGGGCCUGGAGAUGCAGAGAACGGUAGCUGCAUACGAGGGCGUGCUGGACGUUUCCCAAUACGUUGAGGAUGCUGAUGAGAUGACGCCACCCAGCGGGGAGGAGUUUGACCAAGCAUCUGAAGCCUCUCUAGAUGAAUGGCCCGACAUUUCAGCGGAGAAGAGUUUUCAUGGUGAACCAGCUGAGUUUCCCUGAGAGUGCAGGGCGUUUGCUCCAUAAACUGGU
Molecule: messenger RNA, 1626 nt
Organism: Monopterus albus (swamp eel)
Lineage: Eukaryota; Metazoa; Chordata; Actinopteri; Synbranchiformes; Synbranchidae
Product: neurotrimin
Exons: 13
Coding region: 61-1596 (511 amino acids)
Source: RefSeq, a predicted model, not a curated record